UGUCAGGUGACCGCCGGCUGGCGUGGUCACAUGACAAUGGCUAGCGGGCGGCUGGAGUAAGUGUUGCUGUAGGAACGGGGCGGCUGCUAUGGACGCUGCUGGAGGGAGGCGUGUAGGGUGCCCGGGCUCCCCUCGCCGGGCUGGGGCGCUGCUGUGGGGCUGGGCCCUGCUGGGCUGCGCCUGGUGCCCUCGCCCCCCGGGGGCCGCUGCCGCCCCUUUCCCAGCCGGCUACGCGCUGGACGAUUCGGUCGGGCUGGGCCGUGAGUUCGACGGCAUCGGGGCCGUGAGCGGCGGAGGGGCUACCUCUCGACUUCUGGUGAAUUACCCAGAGCCUUAUUGCUCUCAGAUUUUAGAUUAUCUGUUUGUGCCAAAUUUUGGUGCCUCUUUGCACAUUCUCAAAGUAGAGAUUGGUGGUGAUGGACAGUCAACAGAUGGUACUGAACCCUCCCACAUGCACUAUGAAAAUGAUGAGAAUUAUUUCCGGGGCUAUGAGUGGUGGCUAAUGAAAGAAGCUAAAAAGAGAAACCCCAACAUUAAAUUGAUUGGGUUACCUUGGGCAUUUCCUGGAUGGAUAGGGAGGGGUCAGAAUUGGCCCUAUAAUAAUCCGGAUGUCACUGUUUACUAUAUUGUUUCCUGGAUUCUAGGCGCCAAGCGGUAUCACAAUUUGGACAUUGAUUAUAUUGGGGUAUGGAAUGAAAGGUCAUUUAAUAGCAAAUAUAUCAAGCUCUUAAGGUACACCUUGGAUAAACAAAGUCUGCAGCGGGUGAGGAUCAUAGCCAGUGAUAACAUGUGGGAACCAAUUUCCUUUUUCAUGAUGCUCGACUCUGAGCUCCAUCAAGUGGUCGAUAUCAUAGGGGCUCAUUACCCUGGAACAAAAACGGUGGCUAAUGCCUUAGCAACUCAGAAGAAACUAUGGGCUUCAGAAGAUUAUAGCACUUUCAAUGAUGAAGUGGGUGCAGGCUGCUGGGCUCGGAUCCUGAACCAGAACUAUGUGAAUGGAAAUAUGACCUCCACUAUUGCUUGGAAUUUGGUGGCUAGUUAUUAUGAAGAUUUGCCCUUUGGUCGGAAUGGAUUAAUGACAGCGCAAGAGCCGUGGAGUGGCUAUUAUGCAGUGGAAGCUCCCAUCUGGAUCACAGCACACACAACCCAGUUUACCUACCCUGGCUGGCACUACCUGCAGGUGGAUGGACAUUUAGAAGGUGGUGGCAGCUAUGUAGCUCUGACUGAUGGCCUAGGCAACCUUACUAUCAUCAUUGAAACUAUGACUUAUUUCCACUCUCAGUGUAUCAGGCCUCCACUGUUUCCCUUCAUUGUGACCCCUCAGAAAGCAACUUUCUACCUCAAAGGAUCCUUUCAUAAAGUGAAAACCUUGAAAAUGUGGUAUACUAAGCUUGGCUUCAAAUCUGCAAAUUCCACCUUAUUCCAUGCUCUUCCUCCUGUAAAGGUACAUGAAGGGAUGUUCAGCUUAAAUCUGGAAGUGGAUGAAGUCUACACGUUAACUACCCUCAUGACAGGCCGGAAAGGCUCUUACCCAGAUCCUCCCCAGUCCAAGCCUUUUCCUUCAAAUUACAAGGAUGAUUUUAACAUUCGUAAUCCGCCCUUUAGUGAAGCUCCAAAUUUUGCUGAUCAGACUGGGGUAUUCGAGUACUUCGUCAACACUUCUGAUCUAGGGGACCACAUUUUCACACUCCGCCAGGUAGUGGUUCAGCGACCCAUCACUUGGGCUUCUGAUGCAGACCAGGCCAUCAGCAUUAUAGGAGACUUUAAAUGAAAUUUGAAAGAGUUAAUUUGGUUACAUUGGUCUUGUGGUGCCAUCUUCUGGCCAGUCCCAAAAAUUGCACUGACUUGAUCUAUACAGCACAUGGAAUACUGCAUUCUAGGUAAAGAUGGCUGUGGAUGCGUCAGUGAGAUUAGUCAAAGCACAUUAGUAACCUGAUAAACUGGGAAACAUCAGUGAGACUCUACACUUGCAUUAGAGGUCUGUUGACUUACAUACGAUGACUAAUUGGAGAAAAGAGGGGAUGCAAAAUCAAAGUUGUGCAAAGGUUGGGUGGUGUGGAAAAUAAUAGCGGAAUUUUGAGUUCUCUGGUUGAGUUUGUCAGUAUCUCUUUAUCCCAUAGUAUUGUCAAAAAUGUACCUAUUCCAUGUUGUUGUUCUUCCCUCUUGGAUUAGUAGGACCCUUCGUUUUCAUUUUUAUUUUACUUAAUUUUUCCCAGGAAUUUAUUGGUGUUUGUUACUACAAGGACAAAAGCAGCUGAAAAUUGGGUGCAAGAAACUAUUAUUCAUUUUUCCGGGCAAAUAUCAGGAUUCAUUUUGGCAGACAGAAGGAUGGGGAAGUAUUCAGUAGAUAAUACUUUGAGGGGAAUGCAGUGUAGUUUGUUGCUGAACUAAAACAGAACUCAAAGCACAAUGCCAUCUCUGAGUUUAAGAAAAUAAUAUAUCUCUAGUCCCCAAAUAAAACUUUUCAUUUCCAGCCUAUAAAUAUUUACAUUUAAUAAUUGGGCCCAAUAUUUUAAAAUAUUUAUAAAUACCCGCUGUCUUAUGUGAAAAACAAAGAGUCCAGUGACACCUUAAAGUCUAACAGAUUUAUUUGGGCAUAAGCUUUCGUGGGUAAAAAAACCCACUUCUUCAGACACAUGGAGAG
Molecule: messenger RNA, 2644 nt
Organism: Dermochelys coriacea (leatherback sea turtle)
Lineage: Eukaryota; Metazoa; Chordata; Testudines; Dermochelyidae
Gene: GALC
Product: galactosylceramidase
Exons: 15
Coding region: 89-1771 (560 amino acids)
Biological process (GO): galactosylceramide catabolic process
Cellular component (GO): lysosome
Molecular function (GO): galactosylceramidase activity
Source: RefSeq, a predicted model, not a curated record